This is a messenger RNA of Linum trigynum, 1002 nucleotides long. The record is from the annotation of a GenBank genome assembly. NCBI's taxonomy places the organism in Eukaryota, Viridiplantae, Streptophyta, Magnoliopsida, Malpighiales, Linaceae.
AUGCUCUGUUUCAGACCCCAAACCUCUGCCCUCUUGAUCUUUCACCUGCUUCUGUUCUUAAUCGUUGCCUCCAAUGGGCAGCAACAGCAGCAGCAGCUCCAAUUGGGAUUCUACUCUCAGAGUUGCCCUGUCGCCGAAGUUACAGUCCGUGUCGCGGUCAAACAAGCCGUGGAAGCUGACAAGUCCGCCGCCGCCCGAUUGCUCCGCCUCUCCUUCCACGAUUGCUUCGUCGAGGGAUGUGAUGGGUCGAUUUUGCUGGAGACCGGCGACGGCGAGAGGCAGGCGCCGGGGAAUGCAGGGCUCGGCGGUUUCAAUGUGAUUGAAACGGCCAAAUCGCGGCUGGAGUCGCUCUGCCCGGGUGUCGUCUCUUGCGCGGACAUUCUGGCUUUAGCUGCCAGAGAUGCUGUUGCAUUGAGCAACGGACCGAACUAUGACGUGCCGACGGGGAGAAGGGACGGCAGAGUUUCCAGCCGGAGCCUCGCCAACAAUUUGCCAGAUGUCAAUGACCCAAUUGAAGUUCUCACAUCGAAAUUCCGUGCCAAGGGAGUGUCCAUCAAGGAUUUCGUGCUUCUCAGCGCAGGGGGGCACACAAUUGGGACGACGGCCUGCUUCUUCAUGCCCAAAAGGCUCUACAACUUCACCGGCCGCAGCGAUUCUGACCCGGCCCUAAAUCCACAGUUCCUGCCGCAGCUUAAGUCGAAGUGUCCUCCCGGCGGCAACGUCAACGACAGGCUGGCUCUCGAUUGGUCGUCGGAGUUCGCAUUUGACGACCACAUCCUUGGCAACAUCCUGAACGGGUCCGCCGUCCUGGCGUCGGACGCGCGGCUGGUGGACGAUCGGGGAGCCAAGCAAGUGCUGGAGUCCUACGUCGGAGGAAGCGAGAAGAAGACGACGACGUCGUUUGGGGCGGAUUUUGCUGAGGCGAUGGUUAGGAUGGGGAAUAUCGAGGUCAAAACGGGAUCGCAGGGAGAAAUCAGAAAAAUAUGUAGCAAAGUCAAUUAA